This is a messenger RNA of Cuscuta epithymum, 1534 nucleotides long. The record is from the annotation of a GenBank genome assembly. NCBI's taxonomy places the organism in Eukaryota, Viridiplantae, Streptophyta, Magnoliopsida, Solanales, Convolvulaceae.
AGUCGAGCCAGGCAAUGAGGCAAUUGCCUUUGGGGCUGCCAAUGGGCCUAAAAGAAAACUACGAAGUAGCGACCGGCAUCUGAAGUAGCAGCAACCCGGAAUCGGCUUCCCCAAGCACGGCAGCGACCGCGAGCCACCGCUCGAACGCCUCGCCGGAGCCGCUUCCUGACGCCGACUUGGGUAUUAUUAUCUAUAAAGUGAUGUUAUUACUGAUUUGCACUUCAAAAGGCAAGAAGAAUAGGCCCAUAGGGUGUUGCAGUGAAAGGUGAAAAAGUUCAAUUUUGAUUUGAUUUCAUGCCUUUUCACUGUGGAAGGGUUUAGUCCUGAAAUGAGGAUGCAGUCCAGCUUUUGUCGGAAACUAUUCACUUCUUCUCCGCAUUUGACUCCCAUUCAACUCCCGUCUCCAAAUGAAACACAUUUAUGGUAUGUAAAACCCAAUGAAGUGAAGAGCGAGGCACUGUUAGAAAAAUACAUGGAAAUUUUGUCACCAACUGAGAAGGAAAAUGUGCUUCGUAUGGCCGGAGAUGAGCACAAGAAGACUGCACUGCUUUCUCGAACAUUAGUCCGUACAACCAUUGCCAGAUAUCAAAUCAGUUCUCAUGUUGAUCCGAGAUCUCUGAAAUUUAGAAAGAACAAUUAUGGGAAGCCUGAAGUAGAAUGGCAACACAGUGAUCAUUGGCAGUCACCCCCAUUGCAUUUCAAUAUGUCACAUACCAAUUCUCUUGUAGCAUGUGGUGUAACGGGUGGUUCCCCGAUCGGUAUUGAUGUAGAAGAAAAACAGAGGGCUGUAAAAAACAAUAUUUUAAGCUUAGCUCGGAGAUACUUAUCAGGGCCCGAAUUUGAAUUUUUAAGUUCAAUAAAUGAUUCUGAAGCUCAACACCAGGAAUUUAUAAAGCUAUGGACCAUGAAGGAAGCAUAUGUCAAAGCACUGGGUGUAGGCUUCUCAGGAUCUCCAUUCAAGACAUUUACUCUUCGUUUUAGGCCCUCUUCCGAAAGAAGCUCUCUUGUCAAUUUGAAUUCUGAUUACAAGGCUCUUGAAACAGCAGUAGAUCAACAGGACCAUCCUCAAAAAAUAAUGAGUUGCUGGCAGUUUGCACUUAUUGAGUUAGAUGGUUCCCAUUAUGCUGCCAUUUGCACCAAAAAAGGUUGCGUAACUGAGGUGAAGUUAGUCAAUCAAUGAAAGUAUGGAAGACAAUUCCAUUUCAGGGAGAUGUGUGCGUUUCCGGAACUGAUGCAGUCAUAAAAGUGAAUGACUUGAUAGAAACCUUUAGUUAUUGGAAGAAUUAGAUUCAAGAGAACAUAUUUGAUUCUUUCUCAGUGUAUAACUUCAUGCGUCUUUGCCUCUUGCUAAGGGGAUGGCUACUUACCUUCUCUUUGAUUGUUUUGUUAUAGUAAACAUAUCAUUAUUGUAUGAAGGUUCUCAGAUCAAUGUCAUGUAAAAAGUAAUCACUUUUAGUUUUCAAGUGAAGCAACAGUUCAUUAAUUUCAAUAUACUCCCUCUGUCCCGGAAAAUUGUUCCCGGAUUCCUUUUUGA